AUGGUGGACUUUGUAUUGCCGGUUAAUAUAAAGACCCUAAUUAGUCGGGAGGGAGGUCAAAACAUAAAGCACGUUGCCUCCGGACUGAACUUGCAGUUUGAACCCGGCAUUCAUCUGACAAUACGGCCACAAGUGCUUGACUCUAUCCUUGACGAGCCUGGCGAGGUGCAGCUGCUCAACAACGGUAAACUGGUGGCGAAGCUCUUCAAACCCGAGGGCCAUUGUGGGUUGAUAAGUCUGGUGAAAGUGCCUGACGUAAAGAAAAUAGUGAGGUUAAAGUGA
This is a messenger RNA of Prunus armeniaca (apricot), 282 nucleotides long. The record is from the annotation of a GenBank genome assembly. NCBI's taxonomy places the organism in Eukaryota, Viridiplantae, Streptophyta, Magnoliopsida, Rosales, Rosaceae.